UUGGACACCAGUCAGCGGGACCGGAGGAAGCUGUCGGCUCUGGGGCAAAUGGGCCGAGCAGCCGGGACUCAGAGGGCAGCAACAGACGCUCUGAAUGGCUCCAUCUGCUGCUGGAAAGUGAAGUUUUCCCAGAGAAAAGCGUCUGCACGCAGCCCCGGGCAGCUGCUGCUGGCCGGACAGUCGCCCACUGUUAUCUGCAGCCGACGGUCCCGUCUGUCACGGGCCCAGCCCCGCCUCACACAAUGCACAGACACACUGAGCCGCCUCUGGGUGGAGGGGGGUGGGCACACAGGGAUGCCAACCUCCAUUUUCAUGCACUGGUGGACAAAGAGCUGCAGUCAGAGGGCGGCCGUCUUCUUUGGGUCGGAGUCGCUCACGGAGCCGGACGCGCUGCCUCUGCUGCCUGCCUCACUUCAGCUGGGAGACGACAUGAAGCGCUGCCUCGGCCUGGUCCUGCUGCUCUUUUCUGGGAUGCUGCACACCGGUUCUGGACUUCGCUGCUACAAGUGCUCGGAUUACACGGGACGCUGCGAGAACGUGCAGGAGUGCACGUAUGAGGACUCCUGCAUUUCUCUGAGUGAGAGAGGCGGGAAGACCAUCCGCCAGUGCAUCCGCUACACCGACUGCGACAUCUCCCGCCUCACCCAGAUGUUCCCGUCCAUCUCCAGCUUCACCUACAGAUGCUGCAACAACAACCUGUGCAACUCGGGGAACGGCGUCCCCACGGUGGCGCCCGGCCUGGUGGGCGCCCUGCUGGGCCUCUGCUGGCUCUGGCUGUGA
Messenger RNA from Menidia menidia (Atlantic silverside), 780 nucleotides. Lineage: Eukaryota; Metazoa; Chordata; Actinopteri; Atheriniformes; Atherinopsidae. The record is from the annotation of a GenBank genome assembly.